Messenger RNA from Panicum virgatum (switchgrass), 2011 nucleotides. Its product is annotated as putative disease resistance protein RGA3. The transcript is spliced from 4 exons. The record is from RefSeq and is a predicted model, not a curated record. The coding region runs from base 432 to 1871 and encodes 479 amino acids. Gene Ontology annotation, molecular function: ADP binding. NCBI's taxonomy places the organism in Eukaryota, Viridiplantae, Streptophyta, Magnoliopsida, Poales, Poaceae. Gene Ontology annotation, biological process: defense response to other organism.
AUCAGGGCAGCUGGACCUCAUCCGCGGGUGUGGCUCAAAGCAACCCAUACUCCCAAGGCAUACUGCAUACAACAACAAGAGGGGCCGCACUCGCACUGGGAGCUGCCACAAUCAAAAGGCAGUACAUCUGAGGUCUUGGAACAUCUGAUUUGCAUACCUUGUUUUAGGAUGAAAGGAUGGUAACAUUUGGAGAUGGCACAAACAGCAGAAGCCGCACAUCCGAGCUCCAGCAUGCUCAGGUACCCAAGGUCUAAACGACGCGGUUUAUUCUUUUGUGCUUUAAGCUGUGGAACCAGAAGGCUGUAAGGGUUUGCCUGCAAUAGCAAUUAGCAAAGAAGUAGUACUUCAGCAACAGAUGCUAAAGAGUAAAGAGCUACACUUGUUUCCUAAGGAAAUUUGAGUGAAAAAGACACUUAACAAAACAGGUCGGUAUGGAAGCUGCUAUAGUAUCUGGAAUAUUGAAGGUUGUCGGCAGCAAGCUAGCUCCACUACUAAUCAAGGAGUACAGCUUGAUAGUCGGUGUCCAAAAGCAUCUCAAGGAGCUAAACGAUCAAGUUCAGGAGAUCAAUUGUUGGUUGGAAACAGUAGGAGAUGAAGUUACGCGAAAUGGUCCAGCACUUAAUUGGCUAAGAAAGUUGAAAGAUAUAGCUUAUGAUGUUGAUGAUAUCGUUGAUGACUUUCAGCUGGAGGCUGAGAGGCAUGAUGCCCACGGUGUUGGUGGUGCUGUGUCCAACUACUUGUAUGCAAAACCAAAAUCUCUUAUACUUCAAUGCAAGGCAGCCAGCAAGCUCAAGGCAGUCAAAAAGAGAUUUGAUGAUGUUAUGAAGCAAAGAACUGAAUUCAGUACAAUAGCAAACAGCUUACUAGCUAAUCAUCCUGCUCGUGAUAUGAAUCAUAAUACUGCGAACAUGAUGUCAUUGCCUACUGUGGAUGUUGCAUCAGUGCUCGGAAGAGACCAAGAGAAGCACCAAAUAAUAUCUAAACUGGUAGAGACUAAUGACCAACAAAGAAUCAAGACUGUUUCCAUCAUCAGGCUUGGUGGCUCUGGAAAAACUACAUUAGCUAAGCUGGUUUUUAAUGAUUGUAGCAUUAUAGAGAAGCAUUUUGAAGUCAGACUAUGGGUUCAUGUGUCACAAGAAUUUGAUGUUGAAAAGCUCAUCAAGAAACUGUUUGAAGCUUUUGCUGAUAACAAUCCCAGACAGCAUGCAGUGCCGUAUAUGAGCAAAACAAUCUCAGAAAAGUUGACUGAAAAGAGGUUUCUGCUUGUAUUGGAUGAUGUUUGGACUGAGUCCCAAAUCCUGUGGGAACAAUUCAUGGUACAUCUGAAGGUUGGUGCACAUGGAAGCAUGAUUUUACUCACUACCCGUAGUGGAAAAUUUGCAGAAGUAGAGGGAUCCGCGUACCAAUUUGACUUGCCAUUUUUAUCUCCAAAUGACAGCUGGAAACUAUUUCAGCAAAGCUUAGUAAUGCACCCUGAAAGUUUGGGGAUUGAAUUUAUAGAUGUUGGAAAAGAUAUUGUGAAAAAAUGUGGUGGGAUUCCACUAGCAAUUAAAGCUCUCGCAGGUGUCCUUCGUGGCAUGGAACUGAUAGGAGAAUGGCAGGCCAUGAGAGACAACAACUUGUUGCAUUUUGUGGGUGAAGAACGUGGUGUAUCAGUGUCUGCAUGCUUGAUGCUGAGCUAUUUCCAUUUGUCAUCUCAUUUGAAGCAGUGCUUCACAAUAUGUUCAUUGUUUCCCAAAGGUCACAAGAUUGAUAAAGAGCAAUUGAUUGACCUAUGGAUUGCUCAUGACAUGAUCAUCACUCCUGAGUCUGAGCCUGGUGUUGAUUACUUGGACUAUAUCGGCCACAAGUGCUUCAAUUCUCUUGUGUAAAUGUCUUUCCUACAAGUUGAGAAUGAAUUUGAUGGGAGAGUGACAUGCAGCAUGCAUGAUUUGGUUCAUGAUCUGGCCCGGUCCAUAUUGGAUGACAAUAUUUCACUUGAUGUGCCAAAGGAUCCAUCCAGUUGUACCAA